AUGGCAGACCGCAACCGCUGGCAAGCAGCAGCUCCCCCUCCCCAUCCAGACCUCCUCGCGUUCGUCCAGAACCUGUACGACCAAGGCAUGGCCAAUUGGCGUGCCGUCAACACCCGGCUCGAGCAGGAUGGAUCUCCUUGGAGGUUUAGGUCGGAAUAUACCUUCCGUCGCUGGUGCGACGAGCAUGGGGCGGACAGGGCGGCAGCUCGAAGAUUCGGCCAGAGAAACAUACCGCAACGCCCCAUCGGCCUCUUCAACGGGUCCAACGAGCGGUGGUCUGGCGAUGGGUAUGACAAGCUCAGCGAUUGGGGCUUCUGCUUCUAUGGCUGGCAAGAUGUUUUCUCUGGCCAAAUCAUCAGCAUGUGCCUGCUCCCCAGCAAUGUCCAUCCUCAGAAUACCCACUGGGUAUUUCUGCAGGCGGUUCUGACAGCUUCCCUCGCCAGAUCGCGACUGAUCCCAGCUCCGAAACCGAUCAGUUAUCGGGGACGCACGCGUGGUUAA
Messenger RNA from Cryptococcus wingfieldii CBS 7118, 501 nucleotides. RefSeq lists its product as hypothetical. Bases 1 to 501 code for a protein of 166 amino acids. The transcript is spliced from 4 exons. NCBI's taxonomy places the organism in Eukaryota, Fungi, Basidiomycota, Tremellomycetes, Tremellales, Cryptococcaceae. The record is from RefSeq and is a predicted model, not a curated record.